Molecule: messenger RNA, 2871 nt
Organism: Candoia aspera
Lineage: Eukaryota; Metazoa; Chordata; Lepidosauria; Squamata; Candoiidae
Gene: OTOL1
Product: otolin 1
Exons: 10
Coding region: 1-2871 (956 amino acids)
Molecular function (GO): protein binding
Source: RefSeq, a predicted model, not a curated record
AUGGAGUCACUCAGCAGUAUGACUGAAACCGAAGCCCCUAAACAAGCUUUCACUGUUCCCUCUGGUCAGGGCCCAGAGAGAAAUGAAAUUGAGCCAGUCACAGAUGGUGGGAGUCAAGCAAGUUCCCAGAUUGUCAUAACCUCACUGGCAACCUCGUCCUUUAAGGGAGCGGAUGGAGUGGUAAAUAAGAACCUUCCAGAACCAGCAGCCUCUACUGUUGGAUCCAAACAACAGAUGGCUUUCAAGCUGUUCACAGCUGCAAACACGGUGCAGGCCUUUCCUGGAAAAGGUGAUUCCAGAGAUGAGAACAGUGGUAGCACGCGUAUGCCAUUUGCUGGAACUGACAAAGGCAUUGCAUUUGAUGGCUACUUAGCUCCUGCCUUCUCAGAUACACCAAAGGGAAAUGGCACUGACACAGAGAAGCACUCCUUUUGUAAAAUUCCAGGAACUGAAGGACAAAAGAGAGAGCAAGGACCAGAAGUGAAGCAUCAAACAGAGGUACAAAGUGAACUUGUAAUAUCACAAGUUGCAAUUGUCACUUGCUUAUUUCUCACUUUGAAAUCCACAAAUAUGUUUCCAGAAGAAGUCUUGGAUAUGCCAAGGCCAGCUAGAAGAAAAGGACAACUACGACAUUUGACAGAUGUUGGACAAGAGUUAAUGGCAGAAAGGGGGGACUCCAGACCCAAAAUAGUUAUAGGUGACCCAGCAUCACAUAGUGGUCAGACAGAAGAACAUGAUGGAUCUAAUCAUUCUCCUUGUUCAAGAGGUGAGAAAGGUGAGGUUGGGAAUCCUGGCCCCAGAGGCCUUCAGGGGCUGAAAGGAGACAAAGGAGAAAAUGGAGAAUUGGGUCCAAAAGGUGACCCUGGGCUGAAAGGAGAUCCUGGAGAGAAAGGAGAAAGAGGUCUUGUGGGUCGAAAAGGAGCAAAAGGUUUAUCAGGGUCACCAGGAUCUCAAGGGCCUCCUGGUCUGAAAGGAGAUCCAGGGAGACAAGGAAAAAUGGGUUCUUCUGGAAUUCAGGGGAUGCCUGGACUUCCAGGCCAAAAAGGAGAAAAAGGGCAAAAGGGGAAUUGCAAAGCAGUUGAACCCACCGCAUUUUCAGCUGGUCUUCAGAAAAGGAGAAGUUUCCCACUGCCAGGAUCUCCCGUGAGAUUUGAUAAGGUUUUUCUGAAUGAAAAUGAAGGGUAUCAUGCAGAAUCUGGUAUAUUUACAGCCACCACUGGAGGUACCUAUUAUUUCAGUUACCAUCUCAGCAUUUCUAGCAAAUCACUGAGGGCUGCACUUUUUCAUAAUGGCCAAAGAAUUCAGCAAGUGUCUGGUGUAAGACAGUCCCCACAUAACAUUAGUCAGGUGUCUGGAUCAAUGUUGGUUCAACUUUCUGAAGAUGAUGAAAUUUGGCUUCAGAUUUUGAAUACCUCUCAAAAUGGCCUAGUGGCUGAUGAAACUGCAAAAAUGUGGCAUCUCCGUUGGUCCUGCAUCUUCGUAUUAAUGACAGUUGUUGACCUGACCAUUGAAGGAAAAAGCACCCCAUUUCCAAAGUUUACUAAAAUAAAAGCUAUUGAGUUGGAAACCACCAAGAGUCCAGAAGCUUCUGACAUGCCCCCCAUGGAAGAGAGCCUCUUCACUGAGAUACCUGAAAAGAAUGAUGUCACCACAGAGUUGUCUACACCACACUAUGCCUUCAGAACAGCCACCACACUCUUCCCAUUUGAAAACUUUACUCUGGACUCUUCUGACUUCUUUUUUAACUGCUGUGAUUGUUGUGCUAUAACUCCAGGGGAGAAAGGGGAACCUGGAGCAACAGGAUUGCCAGGACUUAAAGGAGAAACAGGAGAAAAAGGUCUUCAGGGUCUACCAGGAACUCCUGGACAACCAGGCCCAAAAGGAUUAAAAGGAAUCAAAGGAGAUAAAGGAGAACAUGGUGAUCAAGGAGCAAAUGGAAUCCCAGGAUAUCCAGGCAAACCAGGAGAACCAGGUGAAAUUGGAUUUAAAGGAGACAAAGGAAACCAUGGUUUGCCUGGAGUCAAGGGACAAAAGGGCUCCAAGGGGGAAAAUUGUGAGAAUGGCACCAAAGGAGAGAAGGGGGACAGUGGGGAGCUGGGGUUACCAGGUGUUGAUGGGGAAAGUGGAGAAAAAGGAGAAAAGGGGGACAUUGGUGAAAAGGGCUAUUAUGGGGAUCAAGGGGAAAAAGGAGAAAGAGGAGAGAAGGGUGAAGCUGGGCCCAAAGGAGAAAAGGGCAUUAAAGGAGACAUAGGAGUGGAUGGUGGGCAUGGUGAGGAUGGGCAAAAGGGGGAAAAGGGGGAACCUGGCAUUAGGGGAGACAAAGGAGACCAAGGUCCGGUUGGGAUGAUGGGGCCGCCAGGGAUGAAAGGAAUUCCUGGUUUCAAAGGAAUCAGGGGGGCUCCUGGAAAGAAAGGUUCAAGAGGUCCGAAAGGUUCAAAGGGUGAGAUUUCAACAACCCCCAGAUCAGCAUUUAGCGUUGGCCUAUCCAAGCCUUUCCCACCCCCAAACCUGCCUAUUAAGUUUGACAAGAUAUUGUACAAUGACCAGGAAGAUUAUAAUCCAUUGACAGGGAAAUUUAAUUGCAGCAUUGCUGGGGCUUAUGUCUUCUCCUACCAUAUGACAAUACGAGGGCGUCCUGCCCGCAUCAGUAUUGUCUGCCGGAACAAGAAGAUGAUCAGAAGUCGGGAGACACUUUAUGGCCAAGAGAUAGAUCAGGCUUCCUUCCUUACCAUUCUGAAAUUAAAUGCAGGGGAUCAAGUGUGGCUAGAAGUCACAAGAGACUGGAAUGGGGUUUAUGUUAGUGCUGAAGACGACAGCAUAUUUUCUGGCUUCCUCUUAUAUCCAGAUGAAAUAUUUGACACCCUGCUAUAA